Molecule: messenger RNA, 4648 nt
Organism: Pomacea canaliculata
Lineage: Eukaryota; Metazoa; Mollusca; Gastropoda; Architaenioglossa; Ampullariidae
Product: ETS translocation variant 3-like
Exons: 6
Coding region: 1935-3980 (681 amino acids)
Biological process (GO): regulation of transcription by RNA polymerase II; cell differentiation
Cellular component (GO): nucleus
Molecular function (GO): DNA-binding transcription factor activity, RNA polymerase II-specific; sequence-specific DNA binding
Source: RefSeq, a predicted model, not a curated record
GUCGACUUUGUCCCGUUAGUCAAGGAUGCAGUCACUUGUUGCCCUGGGUAACUCCACACGAUGCUGCAGGAUACGACUUCAUCUCUUGUCCUUGUUUCCUUCUUGUUAUCAGCUUCCUCUUAGUGUUUCUGUAUUCCCUUUUAUUGUUCCUUGGUACUGUUGUUCAUUCUUUUAUAGUUCACAUGUUCUUGGUCUUAGGCGCUGAGAGCGUGCUCCUUAGGAGUGUGAGUAUGUGCUGUACACAUUUUGCAUUAUUAUUAUAUGGUUAUUAUUAUUAUCAUCUCCGCCUGAUAAGGAUAUGUGUGGAUGGUCUUGUUCUGGGGUGUAAGGUGGCAGUAAGUUUGAGGUCUGGUGGUGGAUGAUGGGGCGGGAGGAAUCCGCUCAUAGGGAUGCAUCAAGUCGACCGGUUAGGAAUUUAAAAAGAGGAGUUGGGUGGAGGGUGGGAGAGGGGGAGGAGAAAGAACCUACUCUCAUUUAGAGUUGCAGUGACAGUACUAAGCUGCAUUCCAGGGCAGCAAGAUCUGCACCUGCACUCACAUGCAACAUGAAGUGCAGCUGUGUAUAGAGUUGUACUCCACUACAAGAUGUACACCCAUGUAUUACAUUUACAUUAUAUUUACACCCUGUGCUUCAGUGUAGCAGCUGUACACAAGCGGCGAUACAUUUACACAGAUAUUGGUCUACAGCUGCGCUCCAGUGCAGUCUACAGAAGAUGGAGGCAGUGAUGAAGGAGAGUAGCUUUCACAGGUGAAGCCGAUGGCUUCCUGGCCUCCCAACAUCCCCCCCCCCCCCAGACAGUUCAAAGAACGCUCACCGCGUGCUCACUGUGACAAUAGCCUAGUUAUGUCCCUUGUUCGCAUCUCUUGUAUCUGAGUUUUCUACUUCGUGUAGCAGCUUGUCUCGCAGUGUUGUAUUCUGUCACCAGUCAGCACACCAAACAUAACACUCACUUCUGAGGAAAGCUCUUUUUCCACUCACUGCGUUGCCUGGCAACUCGCAGGAAGCUGCGGAGGCUGACAACACGCCGCACGCUGUCGUCCACAGUUGUUGAAGUGAGGUCGCCACGCUCUGCUUGUCCCGUGCGCACGCGCGCUGAGUGCAAGUUGCUUUCACACGUCGACACGGAGAUAGAGUACGGCGCGACCCCAUGGCCCUGGCCUUGACCUGCAUGACCCUACCCCCUCCCCCCGACCCUGGCUUGUUGCGGUCCGCCCGAUGGUCCCCCUGCUGUACCUGCCUGGUACUCGUGUCCAGGAAAUGCUGACACUUGGCUGUGUGUCGUGUCGAGGCUGGGACAUUAUGUUUGUUUCUGUUUGUUUGUGUCCCUGCGGUGCUUCACCCUGGGGUCGGCUGUGGAUUCCCCUCACACGGCGACAGCGACACCCAUUGGCGACCCUGCGUGCGGCAAAACACGGAGAUAAAUUUAGCCGCAGCCUUGACGGGCAGCAAGGAAAGAACGGGUAUUCCGGAAAUGCCCAAUCAAAAGUCGGGAUUGCCCCUGGCCAGCCAAUCGGCGCGCUGCUAUAGUUUUCACCGCAUGGAUCUUCUCUCCACGUAGGCGCCGUCACUUCCUUUAGUGGCCUCUCUAUUUAUAGCCGGCCAAUGAGGGGCCGCCAGUGAUAUAAAUAUACUGAGACGGACGACCCUUAGGUUGGCAUUCACGACUUCAGACACACAAACACGACACGUGCUCUGGACACUAAUCGGGCAAACCUCGCUUUUCUGGAACUUCACAGUCUUCACACUGUCUUCACACAGUCUUCACAGUCUUCACACUCUCUCCAUCUGGCUACAAGUCGCUGGAGCCGUAGGAAGGAGUGGUUAGCGUGGAGGAGCCGGCCAGAAGAAGUCGAGACGACACUGAAGCAGCCCUCACCAAGUAGCCAUCAUUAGGAAUAUCAAUCAACAACACCUCAGAGGGGAAGCCUGAGCUAAUGUUGGGACCGUUACUGAUGGCGCCAUCUGGCGACACGCGUGCGUCGACCACCUACCCCGGGUGCGCAGCCGAGUCUCUAGAUUCCGAGACGAUCGGUAUUCUGGUCGAAAUGUUUGAUGUCAAAAAAUUCGUCCCAGCGGAGACCGACAACGUGACAACACAAUCGCCGGCUAACAUCCCCUGCCUGGGUUCCUUGCUGCCGACUUUGCCCCACACCAGCCAAACCCUGUCUUCAAAGGGUUGUCUACCCGGCAUGUCACACCCACACCGAGAGAAACAACCUCCCUGGCAGUCACCACCGCGACCUUCCACGGACACAGUGUUCCUGACGCCGCUCGUUGCUGCUUCUCCGCAACCACACCAACAGCACCAGCAGCACCAACAGCACCAACAGCACCAAGACACCCAACAUCCCAAGCCGCUUCCACCUUCAGGUGGGGCAGGUGCUGCAAACGCUAGCGUGUCCAGUCAUCUGUCAUCAACAACCUUCAGGGUUUGUGACGUCGGGGUCAAACCGCCCCUGACCCUACCGAGUGAGCAAGCGCACGGACUGACACAAGAGGAUGGGUGUGGUCAGCAAUGCCGGCUGCUGCAGCAGACACACGCACGAGGGGCGGCCCCCAAAUUUCCUCCCACACCCCGGCGCCGCACCCACCCACCGACAGACGGAAGGGACUCCGACCCCCUGCCCGCAAGACAACGGCCUGGCCUGCAAGCAAAUCCUCCCGACGGCCACAGCGGUGUGCGUCUCUUCCGGUUCCUGCUCAACGAGUUGGAGCGUUCCGAGGGUCCUGACGACAGGGGGAGAGCACUGGCGUGGGUGGACAAGCGGCGGGGGGUGUUCCGCAUCGUCCGCAAGAAGGAGAUCGCCGAGCGGUGGGGCCGGGCCAAGAACAACAACUCCAUGACCUACGAGAAGUUCAGCAGGAGCCUGAGGUAUUACUACAAGGUGCGGCAGCUGGAGAGAGUGGCCAACCAACACCUGGUCUACAAAUUUGGCAGCAAUGCGCACAAAGAAGUGUGGGAUCGUAUCGCCGGCCUCAGCCAGGAGCCCGUGUCACACGUCACUUCCUCACGGGACCAGCAAGCGUCACACACGUCACAGACGUCACGGCCCGCUGCCAGGGAUGGUAGCACAAAGGAAGACCACUCCUCUGGCACCUGGCGUCCUCUCCCAGAGUCCUUCAACACCGUGACGUCCCCUGAGCACCCUAGCAGCAGGCUGGUUGAGCUGAAAUACGAACACAUGGACGCAGAUUUCUCGCAUCAUUCAACAUUUUACUGCCCAGACAGCCAGUCUCUUGUAAAUCCAUCUCUUCCUCAUGCCACCAGGCAUUCCAACUCAAGGAACUUUUUAAACACUAGAGAAAAUCAAUUUGCUGGGCAUCCGUCUGCCUCGCAGUCUAGCACAGUGACAUCACACCAAUCACCGACCAAUCCGAUUUCAUCCAACAAAGCCACAUCGUGGGGAUGUGAGGUGCUGCCUCACUUUUUGCAGGAGAGGCGGGAAGCAGUCAGCCAACAGUCCUUCCAGACUGCGAUGUAUCGCGAACAAUUCUGUGACGCCACGCUUGACAUGCAGACGGCCCCGGCAAAGCGUUACGCAGCGUCACACGCGCCCUUUCUCAUGCCUGCACCAGAACGUCACAAAGUGACGCACAACCCCAACGAUUACAGUCAGCACCUCAUGGCAGACCUCACGAUGGAGUUCUCGUCGUCUGCCAUGUGCACCACCUCGGAUCAGAAGGGAAACAAACCGCUGCAAGAGGAUGCGCUGUCGUCUCCCCUGCUUCUCAAGUGGUCCACCUCCGCCAUGGACACCGAGGUGCAGGUGGAUCUGAGGGGCCUCGUGCCGGACUCCUACGACCUCGACUGUAUUUCUUCGAGCAUUCCAGCGAACUCUAGCAUUCCAAUGGACUCCAGUAUAGCGGUGGACUUUCACAGUGGAGGUCAGGGUGUGGACUGCUUACCUUUCACUCGUAAACCCUCGGCAACUAACCUGGACUUCAAGAGCCACAGUCCACAGGAGACUCAGUGGAGAUGAACUCAGGACGAGUCGUAAACACGCCUGCCAUCAACACACACACACACCCUCCGUGUCCCUCGCCGCUACACGUGAGACACAGCUGUGGCCAAUGGAGUCAGCCAGCUGUGGCCAAUGGAGUCAGCCAGCUGUGGCCAAUGGAGUCAGCCAGCUGUGGCCAAUGGAGUCAGCCAGCUGUGGCCAAUGGAGUCAGCCAGCUGUGGCCAAUGGUGUCAGCCAGCUGUGGCCAAUGGAGUCAGCCAGCUGUGACCAAACUAGACUGCCGGGGACUCCUGAGUCGCCAGGUGCACAAGGUGCUACAGCAGUUGUCGAUGUACAAGUGCUACGCCAGCCGUUCUGUCCGCCAAGCUAGUCAAUACAGCCAACGAAGAGUUGUGCGUGUGAUGUGACGUCAGGUGAUGUUGAAAGGUGUGACGUGCUGUACUGUCAGAGACUUUCACCUGUUUCCUGUGAGGGACACAAGCGUAUGUGUGAUGUACACACACACCUGCCGCAGGUGCAUGACUGCUGUAGGUUUCUCUGGCUUUGAUCUCGUUGGGAACUAAUCCUGUCACACCGCGAUGAUCACGUUUGUCAGUCGUGACGUUGUAAACACCAAUUGCCUGUAAGUCUGGCACCCCUGACCUUUGACAUUCCACUGAUACACUGAUAGAGAAACUAUGAACUUU